CAGCCACGCACCGCUAGUCGGUUUAAAGCCACAGGAUUUGGAUUACAUAGCUUGUGAGACAGCCGAUGAGCCUUGAGCACGGGAGGGAGGGAGCUAAGGGCUGAUUUUUAUCUUUUACCGGAUCGAGAAGGGGAGGAGGCACGGAGAAUGAGUUAUUCUUAUACCAGCACAGAGCCUGUUUGCUGUGAGGUGCAUUAGCCAGCGCGCAACUAAAGGCUGCAAGCAAGUAAAUCGGCUCCUGCGGCGACGACGCCGAGAGCACCAGAAAGCCUCAGUUUCUGUCAGGUUGCACACCGAAUAGCCCUCUUCUGUUGGACAUGAAAGUGCAGCAAGGCUGCAACUCAUCAGACAUGGGGAUCCCGGUAACAACUGAAGAAGAAUUGCGCAGAAAUACCGUAAUAACGCCCGAGGAUGUGCUUGGGCUCCAGAAGAUCACCAAGAAUUAUCUUUGUUCUCCGGAAGAAAAUGUCCACAUGAUCGACUUCACCAGGUUCAAGAUCCGUGACAUGGAAACAGGGACAGUCCUGUUUGAGAUCACUAAACCUCCAAUGCCAGCAGGUGACAAAAAGCACUGUGACCCCAACGCUGGGCGUUUUGUCCGAUACCAGUUCACCCCAGCCUUCCUGCAGUUGCGGCAGGUUGGAGCCACAGUGGAGUUCACAGUGGGAGACACACCCAUCAACAACUUCCGCAUGAUUGAGAGACACUACUUCCGUGAUCAGCUGCUCAAGAGCUUUGAUUUCGAAUUCGGCUUCUGCAUGCCCAGCAGCAAGAACACUUGCGAGCAUAUCUACGAGUUCCCCGCACUGUCCGAGGAAAUCAUGCGUGAGAUGAUCCUGCACCCGUAUGAGACGCAGUCUGACAGCUUCUACUUUGUGGACAACAAGCUGGUGAUGCACAACAAGGCAGACUAUUCCUACAGUGGGGGACCAUAGGAACACCACCCUCAACUUCACUCCUCCCUGUUCUAGACAUUUUACAUGAUCCACAUACCACGUCAGGACCAGAAACAGAUGAACUGAUGGACAAUUUGCUGGCAUUAAACAUUCUUGUCUCCCUCCUGUUAACUCCUUGAAUUUCAGAUAUUCAGCUGCCAAUAGACCAAUAGAUUUCUCUCUUUGCAGGAACAUCGAAUUCUGACAGUUUGAUCAUCAGUUUGCAUCAGUGCGUGUGUGUGUGUGUGUGUGUGCGUGUGUGGGUGUGUGUGUGUGCGUGUGUGUGUGUGUGUGUGUGGGCAGCAAACACAUGCAGUGUCUGUACAUACUGUUGAUUUCACCCUGUAUAUGUGGGUUCCUCUUGAUCGUCAGGAAAACAUUGAUUCAUUUACAUUUUGUGUGUUUUGAUAGCUAUUAACAUGAAGAGGAAAAGGAGACAGUGAGUUUUGUUUGUCUUCACUUGUACAUAUAAUGUACAAGUCCAUUUACCAUUAAACCAGAUGAGACAGAAACACACCAUGAGGCAAAGAGAAAAAUGAAGUUAUUCCAAAAAAAAUAAAUAAAUUAUCCAUCCAGAUGCAAAUUAACAAUGUUUGUAUAGGAAUCUCAUUACAUUUUAACUCCUAAAGUUAAAUUUCUAGUAGCACAUAUCUGAAUGAUCAAGCCCUCAUCCCAUUAUCUUGGUCUGUCGUCAUUCAUUUGAAUGACAAAAAGAAAUGUGUACUUUGUCUAUGUAAAUGUGUCAUUUGUUGUAUGUUUUCAUGUCCAUAGUACUACUACUUCAGGAGUAUUUUUUAAAUAAAUAGCCAUUUUGAAGUGUCAGAAAACCUACGUUAGCUAAAAAGUCAGAUACCAAUUUUGAUAUCCAGUACAGUUCUCUGUAGUACUGAACACUGUGUAUACUUCAAUUAUGAUAAAUGUUUUAAGUAUAAAAAGAAAACGUAUGUAAAGUUUUGACAGCGGAAAUUCCAUCACUGCAAUAAAAAUGGGAUUUUUUUUUU
Messenger RNA from Micropterus salmoides (largemouth bass), 1936 nucleotides. RefSeq names its product unc-119 homolog a (C. elegans) (gene unc119a1). The record is from RefSeq and is a predicted model, not a curated record. Gene Ontology annotation, biological process: nervous system development; lipoprotein transport; negative regulation of caveolin-mediated endocytosis. The transcript is spliced from 5 exons. Gene Ontology annotation, molecular function: lipid binding. Lineage: Eukaryota; Metazoa; Chordata; Actinopteri; Centrarchiformes; Centrarchidae. The coding region runs from base 318 to 935 and encodes 205 amino acids. Gene Ontology annotation, cellular component: centrosome; intercellular bridge; spindle midzone.